This is a messenger RNA of Fusarium odoratissimum NRRL 54006, 1375 nucleotides long. RefSeq lists its product as uncharacterized. NCBI's taxonomy places the organism in Eukaryota, Fungi, Ascomycota, Sordariomycetes, Hypocreales, Nectriaceae. Gene Ontology annotation, molecular function: oxidoreductase activity, acting on the CH-OH group of donors, NAD or NADP as acceptor. Bases 394 to 1233 code for a protein of 279 amino acids. The record is from RefSeq and is a predicted model, not a curated record. The transcript is spliced from 2 exons.
AAGACCUAGAACGCUAAGCCAGGCACCAAUUGACUGCCCCUCCACUGUAACACCCGAGAAAUGUCCCCUCGUGGAAGCGCACCUGUCAAAGACAAGCAAUGGCCGCCACGGGACUUGGGCAGAAGGUGGAUUAUUGAGUUGGUGCUUUGUCUCUAUUGGCGCGACAAUUGCAGUGGACUCUUGAAUUGUGUCAGUUGUGUAAACUAACGUGCAAGAGGACCACGACAAGAACAGUCUAAGGGCGUAGAUAGAUAUAAAUACAAGGAGAUCAUCGUCAGUUCUUGUUCUUCUAGACAAGCUGUUCUUUUUCCUAUUCAAUUUGUGUUCUUCUGUUGUCUCGAUACCCGGCUCAUCACAGUGCCUCACUUGACCACCGACUAACACAUCACCAUUAUGGCUCUUCCUCUUACUGGCAAACUUGCCAUCGUCACUGGUGCCUCUCGGGGCAUUGGUCUAUCCAUUACCAAGGCCCUUGCUGCCCGAGGCGCAAACCUCGUCCUCGCCUACACAUCCGCCAGCUCUGCUGAUUCAACAGCUAAGCUUGCUUCUGAGCUGUCUUCCAAGCAUUCUAUCAAGGUCGUCCCCGUGCAAGCAGACCUCGGCACCGUCUCAGGUCCUGCCUCGCUCAUUUCUCAAGCCGCCGAUGCCUUCAGCCCCCUGCGCAUCGACAUCCUCGUCAACAAUGCGGGUGUUGCUUAUAACGACAAGGUCCCUGACAUCAAGCCUGAGGACUUCACAAAGAGCUACAACGUCAAUGUACUUGGCCCUCUUCUUCUCGUCCAGGCCGCACACCCCUACCUACCCACAGACCGCUCCGGCCGUAUCAUCAACCUCAGCAGUGUAAGCGCAAGUCUUGGUUUUGUUGGCCAGAGUGUCUACGGCGGCACAAAGGCUGCUCUCGAGGCUAUGACACGAACUUGGGCCCGUGAGUUCAGCGAGAGAGCUACCGUCAAUGCCAUCAACCCUGGUCCCGUCCGCUCUGAGAUGUACUCUCGCAACUCGGACGAGUUCAAGCGUCUCAUCAAGCCUUUUAUCCAGAAUGCGCCUCUCAUGGCUGCUCGUCCUGGCAUUGACGAUCCCGAGGUCGUCGAGGAGGCCAAGACUGCGGGUGGUCGAGCAGGUGAAGCUGAUGAGAUUGCUGGCAUCGUCGCUAUGCUUGCCAGCCCUGAGAGUGCUUGGUGCACUGGUCAAGUAAUUUGCGCCAAUGGCGGUAUGAUCUUUGGUAUGCAAUAGAGGGUUUCAUCAUGGAGUAAAGGAAAAUAGAAGUCAGGUGUUUCUCAAGGGCAUGGUCAUUAGAAGGCAUCUUUUGUAGUAAAUUCUACGCAACUUAUACAAAUUCAUGUUAGCCAGUAACUGUGUUGCAAUGAAAGUUAAC